Musca domestica (house fly) is the source of this 1033-nucleotide messenger RNA. RefSeq names its product cyclin-dependent kinase 20. The record is from RefSeq and is a predicted model, not a curated record. Gene Ontology annotation, biological process: protein phosphorylation. NCBI's taxonomy places the organism in Eukaryota, Metazoa, Arthropoda, Insecta, Diptera, Muscidae. Bases 66 to 956 code for a protein of 296 amino acids. Gene Ontology annotation, molecular function: cyclin-dependent protein serine/threonine kinase activity; ATP binding. Gene Ontology annotation, cellular component: nucleus. The transcript has 6 exons.
CAUAUUGGAACGGGGUGAAAACAUAAAUUGUAUCGUACCUAGUGUUCGAUGUAAUUCUCAAGACCAUGGAAGAUUAUGCUCCAAGCCGUUAUAAAAUAUUGGAAAAAAUCGGAGAAGGUGUCCAUGGAUGUGUGUUUAAAGCAUUGGAUUUGCAUCGCAAGUGUCCGGUGGCAAUUAAAAAAGUCGCUCUGAAAAAUAAAUUUGGCAAUAUAUCCUUGAAUACUUUAAGGGAAAUAAAAACAUUACAACUAUCGAAAAGUGAAUAUAUCAUUAACAUAAUUGAUGUGUUUCCCGAUGUUAUUGGUUUGUCGCUGGUCCUAGAAUAUAUGCCCGAGACUCUAUAUGGCAAACUGAAAAAUGAAGUCAGUCCCUUGAGUAGACAGCAGGUGCGAAAAUUCUCUCUAAUGAUGCUAAAGGGCAUUGAAUAUUUACACAAAUUAGAUAUAAUCCACAGAGAUAUUAAACCAGCCAACCUUUUGAUCAGCGAAAAUGAAAUCCUCAAAAUAGCAGAUUUCGGUUUGGCACGUCUGUACUUUCCCGAAGAUGAGGGACGGCUGUAUUCACCACAGGUUUCCACUCGAUGGUAUAGGGCUCCGGAAAUACUGUGGGGUAGCCAAAAAUAUGGCCCUCCCGUAGAUAUGUGGGCAUCUGGUUGUGUUAUAGCCGAAAUGCUGAGAGGCGUUCCAUUGUUUGCGGGCACGACUGAUAUUGAACAGCUGGCUCUUGUGAUACGCACUUUGGGUACACCCCGGCUAACCGAAUGGCCAGAAUUGACUUCUCUACCGGACUAUAAUAAAAUAAGAUUCCCAAAUGCUGUAGGUAUGCACUGGGAUAAUCUUUUUCCAAGCUGUACAUAUGCUGCUGAAAUUAACUUGGUAUCCAAUCUUGUGGUUUAUAAUCCAAAAAAUCGGCUAACGGCUGAAGAGGCCACAAAACAUGAAUACUUUCAAAGGUAGAUAGAAACGAGUUCAAUAAAAUUUUAUUAUUUUACUAUGGAAACAAUGGUUAUAUUUAAUAAAACAUAAAUAAUUAU